This is a messenger RNA of Diorhabda carinulata, 3031 nucleotides long. RefSeq lists its product as uncharacterized. The record is from RefSeq and is a predicted model, not a curated record. NCBI's taxonomy places the organism in Eukaryota, Metazoa, Arthropoda, Insecta, Coleoptera, Chrysomelidae. The transcript is spliced from 8 exons. Bases 1771 to 2997 code for a protein of 408 amino acids.
ACUCUACUAGGAAUUAAUCAAGAUGAAUUAUUCGUUUUAGUGCUCCGGUUUCGUUGCGAACUUGUUGACACAAAUUGUAUAAAGACUGUUAUUAGGAGUUUAUGUAUAUAGUUUUGUAUUAAGUGCUUGUGGAAAAUCAGUACUAAUGAAACUAAGUAUCACGUCGUCCGACUAAGUAGUACAAUAUUAUAAUAAAGGAUUAAAUUCUUUAACUGCGUAAAAGUUGGUUGUAGGUCGAUUUAAAAAAUACAAUUUAAUUUUAUAUGCAAAUUUAAAGCGCGUUCUCAUGAGUCGAAGUUUAUUGAUGAAUUCCAGUUGAUCAAUAAGAUUUAUAACCAAUUAGUCAUGAGAAAGUUUACUUGAUUGGAAUUGAAAAACUUUGCAGUGAAAUAAUUUGAUUAAAUCAUACCUUAUAGUUCAACAACUUGAUUUUUAGUUUUGUUUGAUGUAGCUGUGUUUGAUGAAUUGAUGGAUGAAAUGAGCAUGAGUUCUAUUUCAUAAAUAGAUGGAUUUCAUAGGCGUAAGGGAUAUGUCUGUUGUAUUUUCUAGUUUUUGGAAUCACCGGAAAGAAAACGAAAGGAAAAUUUUCAAAAUUACCGGACUGUAAUUUAUGUACAGGGCAAUUGUUGUGAUGUUAUUUUUUACACUAGUCGACAACCUAAUUAGAGCAUACUCGAGGAAAUAUAAUCAUUGCUUAGGAAUACGUUGAUGAUCUCUUUCCUCAACUGUAAAAAAGUUCGUAAAUCUUAUGAUAAAAGGUCGUGAAUUUUCUUCUAACGAGGAGGUAAUAAAAGCUGUGAAGGUUUGGUUUGCGGAACAAGAAGAAACAUUUUUUUUUGAAAGGUCUAGAGCCGUUGCAGGUUCGCUGUAAUAAAUGUAUCCAAUUAAGAGGAGAAUAUGUUGAGUAAUAAAAUAUUUGGUAUUGAAAUUUUGUUUGGUUCUAUACUAGGCUAAGAUUUUUCAAUAUAUCCUCGUAUAUGCAACCAAAACAAAAAGAAACAGUAAACGUGCAUAAUUCAGUCCUAGUCAUUGAGUUUAUCGGGUUAUUUAAACUUCACCGUUAAUUUUACAAAUGAACAAAAGUUCAUAUAUAACUUUAUUACAUUGUUGUAAGUAACUAUGAAAAUUUGUAAAUUUUAGUAGAUAGAUAAGUCGUAGAUAAAGUAUAAGGUUCUACUUGCUUCUACUCGAUUAGUUACUUCAUCUUCAUCACAUAUCACCAACAUUAUGGAAUUUAUUCAUCAUUCUUAAUUCACCUUUAUAUAAAGAUUCUUUUUACAUGAGCUGUCGCCCUUUAAGAUGAUGCUAUAAUAGCCCAUUCGGUUAUUGUACGAAGCAAUUUGAAAGUAAUAAAAAUAAGGUUAACCUUCAUUAUCCAUUACUAUCCCUUUCAAUAAUAUGAAAUAAUUUAUUUCACUUUCUGGUUGUUAAUAAUGUUAUAAAAUAUUUCUUGGAAAGGAAUCUAUCGACGUAAAUUUUGAGGGAUGCGCAUAAAAUUACAUCUAGUGCCUAUAGUUUACGUUUGGAAUGAUAAUUUCUGAACACCCUUUAUAUUUUCCAAUUGUUAGUUUGUUUUCAAACUUCGGAAUUCAAUUGAUUGCGAUUAUAAAAUUAAUACUGACCCAAACCUGUUGACCUGGUUAUCUUUAUUAACACAAAGAGUAAGGCGAAGUUGUUUUUAAGUUAUUGACCAGACUUGAUAGUGACAGAGACAUACUUCUACCAUGAACGUCCAGUCUCGUUAGUUAAAUAUUUCGUCUAGUCAGAGAUAUGAACGAAGUGAAGUUUUGGUUUUGUUUUCUAUCUUUUUGGAUUUAUAAUAAUUUUGUAUUGACAGUGCCUAAGUUAAGAACAGAUAUAUGGCGUGAAGUUAAUAGUGAAUAUGAACAUGAUACGAAGUUGCUUAAAAAUAAAUUCGUCCAUGGGGAUACUUCUAGAUUGCCCAGGGUGUUGAAUUUUUUUCCUGUGCCCGUAGAGGAAGAAUGCAAUGCCAAUGAUGGUCGACGCAAAGGAGUUUGCAUGAAUACAUACGAAUGUAAAAUGAAAAGUGGAGUAUCCUUUGGUUCAUGUGCUUAUGGAUUUGGAGUUUGCUGCGUAUUUACCGCUACAUGCGACAAUGAAAUUUUCAACAACAUCACUUAUUUCGUCAAUCCUGAUUUUCCUGAUCUGACAAAAGGCAUGUCUUCUUGUUUAUUGAUGGUAAAAAAGAUGGACGACGACAUUGCUCAGAUACGUUUGGAUUUUAUACACUUUAAUUUGGGACAGCCUAACAGAAAAAACGGAGUGUGUGAGGACGAUGUAUUUCUAUUGUCGACUGGAAAUACUGCGAGAGAUGUAACUUUAUGCGGACUUAACAGUGGACAGCACAUUUAUUUCGACGUCGAGAAUAUACAAGAACAUAUAAAAAUAAGUAUGAAACUGAAUAGAAAAGCAGUAAAUAGACUUUGGGAAGUGAAAAUAACACAAAUUCCUUUUUCACAAAGGGCGCCAGCUGGAUGUUUACAAUAUUUUGAAGGGUCUACAGGAGUUGUUCAAACAUUAAAUUUCGCCGAAAAUGGUCGGCAUUUAGCUAACCAAGAUUACAAUAUAUGCAUUCGACAAGAAGAAGAAAUGUGUGGUAUUGUAUACGAACCUUGUCAUGAAAACGCUUUCAGAAUUAGUGCUAAUAAUGGAAACGAUGACGGGGAUUUAGGAUCAGGUGAUUUUGUUGAUAGCUCAGAAGGGGGACAAAUGGAAACUUGUGAAGAUAAAAUCACCGUGCCAUGUGAAUCAGACGACUUAUUAUCUCCUGGAGAUGAAGAUUUAUUGCAAGGAACAUGUGAUAUCAGUCAUUGUGGAUCGUCACUUUGUCCUGCUGGAGAACGUCCUUGUAGGAUAGAGAGUACGGUGACACCUUUCGUUAUUGGUGUUCAUUUCGGGCCCAGUCUUAGAGAUGAAUCUCCUGAGGAUAAUUUGGGAAUGUGUUUAGUUUACAAGCAAUUACCAUGUAACGUUUGAUAUGUAUAAUAAAUGUUGUGUUUAAAGGUUAAAA